This is a messenger RNA of Ictalurus furcatus (blue catfish), 3429 nucleotides long. It is a transcript of the gene rundc3b, whose product is annotated as RUN domain containing 3b. The coding region runs from base 383 to 1738 and encodes 451 amino acids. Lineage: Eukaryota; Metazoa; Chordata; Actinopteri; Siluriformes; Ictaluridae. The transcript has 11 exons. The record is from RefSeq and is a predicted model, not a curated record.
CUGAAAAUGUAUCAUCAUUAGAGAGGAAGAAAGACAGACAUUCACUGAAUGGAAACUCCCUUUCUUUCAUGUCCACUGUAGUAACAGUGCGCACGUGACUGGAGAAAGCGAAGGCUGCGUCCCAAUCUGCGCGCGCACUACUAACUAACGCAUAGCACGUCCCAAAAAUACAGGUUACCAUAGUUACCAUAUGUAGCGUAGUAUUUUCUACGCGCUGCUUAGUAGGCUACAGUGAUUUGAGAUUGGGACGCAGCCGAGGUAAUCCUUCCCUUCUGCGGUGACGCUUUAAAGACGCGGGGCGUCGUGAGGAGGACAGGACAACAAAAAAAAGGAAAAAAAGAAGACAGCUACAGUAGAUCUCAGGGCUGCACAGGACGCGGGCAUGGCAUCUCCGAGCCUGGGGUUUAACGGGGCUCGGAAGAAAGCCGCCGCGAGGAACGGAGCUGUGGAGAGGAGGAAUUUAAUCACCGUAUGCAGGUUCUCGGUGAAAACGCUGAUCGACCGGUCUUGUUACGAAACUAUAGAUGACACCUCGUCGGAGUUCAUCAACUUUGUCUCUAUUCUGGAACAGAUCCUCAGCCAUCGGCUCAAAGGUCAAAUCACUUGGUUUGGCUACGAGAGUCCACGUAGUUUCUGGGAUUAUGUGCGUGUGGCUUGUAGCAAAGUCCCUCACAGCUGCAUCCCAAGCAUUGAGAGCAUGGAGAAUGUACGUAGCUCCAGAGCCAAGGGCCGUGCAUGGAUCCGAGUUGCUUUGAUGGAGAAACGGCUCGCUGAAUAUAUAUCCGCUGCCUUGAGAGACUUCAAAACCACAAGAAGGUUUUAUGAGGACGGUGCGAUAGUGCUGGGAGAGGAAGCGGGUGUGCUGGCAGAUACUCUCAUUGGACUAAACGCUAUUGAUUUCAGCUUUUGUCUGAAGGGUGAGAGUUUGGAUGGAAGCUGUCCCGCUGUGAUUGACUACACACCUUACCUCAAGUUCACGCAAACCUCAGACAGCAUCAGCAGUGACGAGGAGGAGAUGAGGACUCUGGGAAGCAGUGGCAGCGAGGCCAGCACACCGGAGUCCAACAUGGCCGCCUGCUUGAGCACGGACCUGAGCAGCUGGUUCAGCAAGUGCAAACGGGUGGAGCAGAAAUACAGAGUGGUGCUGGAACAAAAGGGUUAUCUGGAGGAGCUGGUUCGUCUGAGGGAGGCUCAGCUCUCGGAGUCCGUCUCCCAAAAUAAAGCUUUAAUGCAGCGUUUUGCAGAAGCCGGCAUCGGCCAUAAACUGGAGAAAGAACAGCUGGAGUUCAUCAUCCUGGAGCUCCAGGAUCAGCUCAGAACUGUACUGAAGAACCAUGACCUGCGAUCCAGACAGGAGCUCACCUCUCACCUGACCAAUCAGUGGCCCUCACCCGGUGCCGUGGACAGCAACGCUGUCGCUCUGGACACCCUCCUCUACCAGAAGAGCACGGGACGCUGGGAAGAGAAGAGCUUUCCGAGUCUGGACCAGCUGUCCGCCGAUAUGAGUCUGUCUCAGAUGUCCCUGGAGCCGGGACACACACACAUGCAUAGUCUAGAUGGCAAGACCGGACUCGCCCCCUGGCACAGAGAAGGUAAAGAGGACACGCCGUCUCUCAGAGGUCUGUGUGGGUCUCUUACUUCAGUGGCCAGCUAUAAAUCUCUGGCCAGCCUGAAGUCCAGUGAGUAUCUGGCGAGUCCGACUACAGAUAUGACAAGCCCAGGGCUCACUCCUUCCUAAACACGUGCUCUCACACACGUACACACACAUCCUGUACAUAUACAUGUAUUAUAGUUAUUUAACCAUAAACUGAAAGCCUAGUAUUCAAUUUUUUUUUUUUUUUAAACAGUCUGAGAAUCAGACUCUGUUACUGGACCAGAUCUGACUGCACUGUGCUUGAUCACAUGAUCAAAGCUAAAUCAUGGAAAACUACCUAAAAGCUUGGCAUCAGUAUUAGUCUUGUGGCUUUUAAUGUACAAAUCUGCUUAAUUCUCUUCCACAUCUUUCCAGCUUAAAACACUAUGCUACAGGGGUGGACAAAUCAUAACUUCUUUAGCAAGUGAAACCUCCAGUGUGCUGCCCAGUUCCAUGUUUAGUUGCAUGAAAACCUAACUGGUGCGGCUAAAGUGUGGAACUUAAUAACGUAACGUAAUAAUGCACGGCAGCUCGGUUAGCUUGUUAAGUGCAUUAAUUGCUCAGAUUAGUUGUUUGAUUUACAUGUUGCACGCUCUACUAUGUAUUAGCUCUGAUUAGCAUUUUACGUUUACAUUUUAUGGCAUUUGGCAGACGCCCUUCUCCAGAGUGACUUACAUUUUAUAUAUCAGAGCAGUUGAGGGUUAAGGGCCUUGCUGAGGGGGCCCAACAGUGGCAGCUUGGCGGUGCUGGGGUUUGAACAUCUUCGCCACGGAGAUAUCACUGCCCCAGACUAGCAGAUUAGCAAAGCAAGCUAAGUAGAGUCUCUGCUAGUUCCGUAUAAAGCCGUAUUUUUUGUCGUAAUGCCUUUUUACAUACAUUUACUGAGAGGUCAUGUGCGUCAGGAUAAGAUGAAUCCAUGCUAGUUUUUCCCCUCAAGUGUUUCCUGAAUUUUUAGACAGUAAAUGGGAACUAAUUGCAGGUAGGAACUAAAGUUCCUAAAAAAAAAAAAAAAAAAAAAAAGUCAGACCACACGUGCCUGAGAAUUUGAUUCGAGGAAAUUAUUUGGAUUUGCCACAUUAUUAUUGAUUCGUUUGCAAUCCUAAUUUGUGUGGAAUUCAGAAUCUACAAAAUAAAUAAAUAAAUAAAUAAAUAAAUAAAGUCGCGCUGUCACUUUGUCGUAACUGAAAUCGUAGAACGUACGUACAGUACGUAAAACACUAACGAUCUGUCACUUUGUUGCUCACUAACGUGAACGGAGAUUAAGAAAACGAUCGAGUGUACAUGAAAUGGUUUGCCGGUCAGUCAGGUGCUUCACGUAGUGCAAGCCGGCACUGUCAUGAAGGGCAUCACCUUUUAGAUGAAUAACAUGGAAACUUCUCCAUCGGGUAACUACGAAUACAAACGUGAAUAUCCCAUGCACAUAAUCCACUGGUCCCAGGAGCACAUGCUGGUGAUUUGUCCACCCCUGUUUAUUAUCUAUUUCUUGGUCACAUUCACUGAAUAAACCGCAGCUGUGUUUAAUGUAUUCGGUUUAAACUCAGGAACUGCAACGGAUAUAAAAAAAAAAAAAGUCUACACACCCAUAUUAAAAUGGCAGAAGUAAAAAUAAUGAAACUGAGCUGAAUCGUGUCAGAACUUUUUCCACCCUCAAUGUGAAAUUACAACGUGUAAGCACGGUCGCCUCACACCUCCAGGGUCCGGGGUUCGAUUCCCGCCGGGGUCAUGUGUGUGCGGAGUUUGCAUGUUCUCCCCGUGCUACGGGGGUUUCCUCCGGGUACUCCGGUUUCCUCCCCCUC